Sabethes cyaneus is the source of this 4000-nucleotide messenger RNA. Its product is annotated as tetratricopeptide repeat protein 21B-like. The transcript is spliced from 4 exons. The record is from RefSeq and is a predicted model, not a curated record. Gene Ontology annotation, cellular component: intraciliary transport particle A. Gene Ontology annotation, molecular function: protein binding. The coding region runs from base 1 to 3969 and encodes 1322 amino acids. Lineage: Eukaryota; Metazoa; Arthropoda; Insecta; Diptera; Culicidae. Gene Ontology annotation, biological process: protein localization to cilium; intraciliary retrograde transport.
AUGGACGAACGGGAUUUUAAAAGUAUAAUUAUCUAUUAUGGACGGGAAAAGUUAUAUCGAACGAUGCACCGUACCGUGCUGGAAGCGAUGGCCAAAUACACGGUGGAUACAAGUUUUAGAUACUUCAAUGGUGUUGCCUUGAUUCUGGAAGGCGUGAAACUGCAGGAAGGCAUCCGUGAACUGAACCACCUGCAGGGUGAUAAAGAUUUUGGUCUGGCCGUGGUUUUGAGCCUUAUGCAUGCCCACAAACGGUGUAGUGUUAUCGAUAAGGACGAACUACUAAGGCUGGAAAGUAUUCUGAAGGAAGAGAAAAAGAGUUUAACAUUGUUAUCCGCUUAUUAUGCAGCGCUGUUCCUGUUUCUGACCGGUAAGGUUGAGAAAGCUCGUGAAUAUGCCGAUAAAGCCUUACGGUAUAGUUCAAACAAUCAAGAUGCACUAACGUUAAGAGGAUGGUGCGAAAUAUUUAUGAACAAAAAUAGACCAGUUAUUUUGGAGUUUUUCAAUAAGGCAUUAGAGCAUGGAAAGCAAAUGGAUGCAUGCAUCGGUCAGAUAAGAUAUCAUCAGCUUAACAAUGAUUGCGAGGCAGCUAUGUCGAUUUUAAACCGUUUAUCGGUACGUUAUCCUGAUCUUACUAUUAUUCUGGCUGAAAAAUCUCGUUGCUUUUUAUCAAGCUGGAACUAUGACAGUGCUGCAGAAACUUCUAUGAGAAUUCUAAACGUUGAACCCACUAACAUAGAAGCAUUGAAGGUGAAAAUCAUGAUACUCAUCGUGAAGGAAGGAAAUUAUGCUGCCAGCACAAGUAUAUUUCAGUAUUUAUUCAAAACAAUGGAAAAAACCGAGCCUGCAAAUGGUGAAAUCUUCAUGCAGACGGGAAAAUUGUUCUCACGUGUCUGCGGAAGGAACAAGUCUAUUUUAUCGGAAACUUAUCAGUUUGUAGAAAAAGCUCAUAAAAUAGACCCUAACAAUGCGGAGUUUAUUACAGAGCUAGGCUUUCAGUGCAUUAUGAGAAAAAAAUUCAAGGACGCCAGUAAGUGGUUCAAAACGGCCUCUAAAAUAGACGACACAUCUCUGAACGCGUUGUGUGGCCUAACGUUGUGUCAAAUAACGGAAUCGGGCAUUUCGGAGCAAGUGUUUCAGCAAAUAGAAUUCCUAACCGAAAUUCAAGGAAAGGAAAAGAAUCCAAUAUUGCUCUUGAUGUCGGCGAAAACCCAACGGAAUGAUCACGAAAAAGCACAGGAAUUCCUGUUUGCUGCCAGUGAAAUACAGUUUAGAAAUUUGAAAACCAUUGCAUAUGGUUUGGAAUACCUGCUUGCGUUUGAUCCUGACUUUCUGCUUGAAGUUGUUAAGGAACUACUAUAUCACUCUCCCACGGAACAGGACAUACAGAACGAGUUUGUGGAUUCAUUACAUCCAUCGCUAAGGCAUUGUUCCAAUAUCCUAGAUGCGGUAGUGAAGGCUUGUCCGGGACUUGCCGAGGCUCUCUAUCUACUGGCAAAGGUUCAGUUUCUCAGCGGAGAGUUUUCGUUGGCGGCUAGAACACUAGAAACGGUUCUUCAUGAUUUCGAUGCCACAUAUUCAGAUGCACAUCUGCUAAUGGCUCGAGUACACAUUCAACAGAAAUUUUACGCAAAAGCCGCACAGAGUUUGGAAAUGUGUCUUAGUAAAGAUUUUCAAGUGCGUGAUAAUCCGAUGUAUCAUCUGCUGCAUGGGAUGGUGCUAAAGAACCAACAACUUUAUGAAGAUGCCUUGAAGAGCUUCGUCACCGCAAUGAAUAUGUGCGGUGGAACUCAAAGUAACAACGAUACCAUGUCGUCAUCCUAUAAAAUCGAACCUGAUAGUACUCUUACAACAGCUGAUCUUUUAUCCCUUCAUCUGGAAAUUAUCAACACGCACGUUCUGAUGAAUCAACAUGCGGAGGCACUGAAACUGAUGCAUUCAGUUUCGUCUAAAUUUUCCUCUACCACGGAGGAAGGCCGACUAACGAUCGCAAUAGCAGAUUUCUACAGUCAGCAAGGAAAUUUCACCAAAGCUAUUGAACUGCUGAAAACCAUUUCUUCGAGCGAACCAUACUACGUUCAGGCAAAGACUAAAAUGGCUCAUCUCUAUCUGGUGCACCGAAAGGAUCGGCUAGCCUAUGCUCAGUGUUUCAACGAGCUGGUGGCUCAUAAUCCCGGCCCGGCAAGCUAUUUGAUGCUCGGUGAUGCCUACAUGUCGAUACAGGAACCGGACGAUGCCAUUGAAGCGUACAAGCAAGCCCACAAGCAAAACCUGAAGGAUCCUUCGUUGGCCAGCAAGCUGGGCCGAGCGUACGUUAAGACGCAUCAGUACAAGAAAGCCAUUUCCUACUAUCAGGAAGCCAUUCGGACUCCGGAAAAUUUUCUCCUCAAGCUUGAUUUGGCCGAACUGUUUCUGAAGUUGAAGCAAUAUUCCAACGCCGAACAGACUUUGGUUGAUGAAAUGGAACUUUCUAAAAGUGAAAAUGAGGAUAUUAUGAGGUUGCAGUUGAAAACCAAGCAGCUCUUACUGUUGGCAAAAAUUCGAGAAAAAGCUGGUUAUUUGUCAUCCUCUUUGAAUACCCUGAAAGAAGCCAGAGAUAACCAAUAUAAAAUACUGAAGCGGUUGUUUGUGGAUCAAAAUAUUCAACAGGAACAGAAUAAGAUUUUAGCAAAAACUUGUAUUCUAAUGGCAGAGCAAUCAAUUGCACUACGAGACAAUGAACAAGCGAUUCAUCACUACAACGAAGCGUUGAAAAUUAUUCCUGGAGAUGUGAACGUUUUGGUUGCCCUGGCACGGGCUUACAUGCAGCUGAAUAAUAUGGACCAGUGUCAGCUGAUAUGUGCCGAAAUUCUGCAGAAAGAACUGAACAAUGAAGCUGCUUCGGUUAUGAUGGCAGAUUUAUGUUUCCGAAGGAUGGACUUCGAGAAUGCUGCCUAUCAUUUUUCGCAACUUCUGGUAUCGCAACCAACCUACUGGACCGCACUGACCCGGCUGAUAGAGGUAAUGCGCCGCUCGGGAACUCUGAACGAUGUCGAACCGUUCUUUCGCCGAGCGGAAGACUUGUGCAACCGGCCGGACACGGAAGCGGGUCUGAACUACGCGAAAGGUCUCAACGAUUGGUACAACGGUAAUCCGAACAGUGCGCUAAGGUUUUUCAACAACUGCCGCCGGGAUGCGGAAUGGGGCCAACAGGCCAUAUACAAUAUGAUCGAAAUUUGCCUAAAUCCGGAUGGGGAUUUGCCGAACGAAGGAGUUGUUGAUAUUGGGGCAGAUGACUUGGAGAUUAAAGAUUCGCGGGCUAUGGCUUUGAAAACUGCCGAACGAUUGCUGAAGGAAUUGAAACCACGCCCGGGUGUUAUUGACAAUGCGGCGCUCAACCAUCGUUUGCUGCAAAACUUUCACCUGCUUGCUUCGAAGCAGAAACAUAACAUUGAUCGAGCUUUGCAGGAUUUUACGGCGAUUCUUGCUCAAGAGGAAUAUAAGGAACAAAUUGGGGCUGUCUACGGUAUUGCUUCUGCUUAUGUCAUAUUGAAACAGUCUCAGCGAGCAAAAAAUCAACUGAAAAGGAUUGCUAAAAAUACGUGGACUUUCGAAGAGGCCGAUUAUCUGGAGAGGUCUUGGUUGCUGCUGGCAGAUUUGUACUUGCAAGCCGGAAAAUAUGAAAUGGCAACGGAUCUACUCUCCCGAGUUUUGGAUCACAAUAAGUCGUGUGCCAAGGCAUACGAACUGUUGGGAUUGAUUUCCGAAAAGGAACAAAAUUAUCGAAUGGCAACGGUCCACUACGAAUCGGCAUGGAAAUUUUGCGCUAAAUCCAAACCGAACAUUGCCUACAAGUUAGCGUUUAACUAUAUGAAAACUAAACGCUACGCGGAUGCUGUCGACAUUUGUCAGCAGGUUUUGAAGAUCCAUCCCGACUAUCCGUCAAUAAAAAAGGAUAUACUUGAUAAGUGUAGAAAUAAUUUGAAAAACUGAACUAACGACUCGUACCACAAACAAUGGUUAU